UGUGACAGGUACCAGGCUGUAGCUGACAUGAUGCAGCCUCUGGAUUCAGAGACAACCUUAAUAAAAAUCAGCCACUGUAAGAAAGACAUAUUCUGUGUCUAUGUACCCAAGUUCUGCCCCCUGUGUGGGCAGAAUGUGAGCUACAGGAGACUGGAAGAAGCACCUGUCAGUAUUCCCAGCCCUUUUGUUAAUGGGCACAGAGAAAAAUGUUCUUUUUUGCUUAAGCCUACUUCAGGAACAUUUCUAAGAGGGUACGAUGGAAAUUCUGACCUUCAUGUUGGAAUAACCAGCACUAAUGGUUUGGUAUAUAAUUACAACGAAACAGGAAUCAACAGAGGUGAACAUGGAUGGGAACAAUGUGUAAACGUCCCCCUAGUACAGCCUGACAUGUAUGCUCUGCUCAAACAAUGGGAUACAUACCUAGAACAAUUCUCAGCAGCAGAGAUCUGGCUUCCAUACAGGUAUGAAGAGCAUGUUCACAACUGUUAUACAUAUGCACUAACAUUUAUUAACUGUGUGUUGAGUGCACAAGGGAAGCAGCAAAUGAAUAAAAGUGAAUUUACAGAAAAAUUUGUUAUUCCACGGACAAAGAAAGCUUCCAAGUACAUCACUAUCUACAAGGAAAUAUGCAAGAAUGGCUUCUACAUCAUUGACCACUUUGAGCAGGAGAACAAUAAUUCCACAGGGGGUCAUUCAUCAUAAAAAAUCAAAUACAGCUGGCAGCAAAAAUAAAAGGCUUAGGUUAACCCCUUCAUGAUUUUUUUGUUCCUGACCAACUGAAACUACAGUAUCUGCAAGCAAUCCAUAUUAUGCUGAAGAAGCUCCACAGACUUUAGUGAGACUUAUUUUCAACAUAAAACUGUAGGCCUACUGUAACCUUUCAGCCUACUGUAACCUUUCAGAUAAGCUUCUGUAUACUUUUCUAAACCAUGACUAGCAUUACAUGAAAUAAAAUGUUGCCUACA
Messenger RNA from Sphaerodactylus townsendi, 965 nucleotides. It is a transcript of the gene MKRN2OS, whose product is annotated as MKRN2 opposite strand. The record is from RefSeq and is a predicted model, not a curated record. The transcript is spliced from 4 exons. The coding region runs from base 28 to 702 and encodes 224 amino acids. Lineage: Eukaryota; Metazoa; Chordata; Lepidosauria; Squamata; Sphaerodactylidae.